Heterobasidion irregulare TC 32-1 is the source of this 1176-nucleotide messenger RNA. RefSeq lists its product as uncharacterized. The record is from RefSeq and is a predicted model, not a curated record. The transcript is spliced from 7 exons. Gene Ontology annotation, cellular component: actin cortical patch; Arp2/3 protein complex. The coding region runs from base 1 to 1176 and encodes 391 amino acids. NCBI's taxonomy places the organism in Eukaryota, Fungi, Basidiomycota, Agaricomycetes, Russulales, Bondarzewiaceae. Gene Ontology annotation, biological process: Arp2/3 complex-mediated actin nucleation. Gene Ontology annotation, molecular function: actin filament binding.
AUGGACCCGUCCAUUCCCUUAGUAGUUGAUAAUGGUACAGGUUUCGUCAAAGUGGGGUAUGCAGGCUCUAACUUCCCCGAGCAUGUGUUUCCAUCUAUCAUCGGCCGCCCGAUCCUGCGCGCGGAAGAACGCGUCGGGGAUGCCGUGAUCAAGGACAUCAUGGUCGGCGACGAAGCUGCAGAGCUGCGAAACUAUCUGCAAAUGACACAGCCCAUGGAACAUGGCAUUAUUCGCAAUUGGGAGGACAUGAAGCAUCUUUGGGAUUACACCUUCAAUGAGAAGCUACAUAUAGAUCCCGCAGGGCGGAAAGUCUUGCUCACGGAACCACCGAUGAACCCGAAAGUCAAUCGGCAGAGAAUGUGUCAAGUUAUGUUCGAGGAGUAUGGUUUCCAAGGAGUAUAUGUGGCCAUUCAGGCUGUGUUGACGCUUUACGCUCAAGGUCUUAACACGGGCGUGGUAGUGGAUUCUGGAGACGGUGUAACUCAUAUCGUCCCCGUAUACGACGGAUUUGCACUACCACAUCUCACCGCGCGCUUGGAUAUUGCCGGUCGGGAUGUGACUCGAUACUUGAUCAAGCUCCUCCUCAUGAGAGGAUAUGCCUUCAAUCGAACCGCCGAUUUCGAAACCGUCAGAGAGAUCAAAGAGAAGUUUUGUUAUGUUAGUUAUGACCUUGACAUGGAUACAAGGCUCUCGGAAGAGACAACUACACUCGUCGAAAGCUAUACCCUUCCUGACGGUCGCACAAUCAAACUCGGGUCCGAGCGCUUUGAAGCACCGGAAUGCAUGUUCCAGCCUCAUUUAGUUGACAUUGAACAGCCGGGUGUGGCAGAGAUGCUGUUCCAGACGAUUCAAAAUGCUGCUGUCGACGUUCGUACCGAGCUAUACAAGCAUGUUGUCCUUUCCGGCGGUUCGAGCAUGUAUCCUGGUCUCCCCAGUCGUCUGGAGAAGGAGAUGAAGCAGUUGUAUCUGACGAGGGUAUUGAAUGGCGACCCAACACGACUCAAUAAAUUCAAGAUCCGUAUUGAAGAUCCUCCACGUCGGAAGCACAUGGUCUUCCUCGGUGGCGCAGUGUUAGCUGAUAUCAUGAAGGGACGAGAAGAGUUUUGGAUUUCGAGAGAAGAGUGGUACGAGCAAGGUGUGCGAGCCUUGGAUAAACUUGGGCGAGGGGAGAAUUAA